Molecule: messenger RNA, 2229 nt
Organism: Ricinus communis (castor bean)
Lineage: Eukaryota; Viridiplantae; Streptophyta; Magnoliopsida; Malpighiales; Euphorbiaceae
Product: cation/calcium exchanger 5
Exons: 2
Coding region: 452-2038 (528 amino acids)
Biological process (GO): transmembrane transport; monoatomic cation transport
Cellular component (GO): membrane
Molecular function (GO): monoatomic cation transmembrane transporter activity
Source: RefSeq, a predicted model, not a curated record
AUUUCCUUUCCUUAAUGAUACCUUGGCUCUCUACUGCCUUAGAAACCUGCAACUUCACCAACCUUUUGAAUGGUAAAACCACACAGGGCAGCUUUCAAGUUCCAAUCUUGUGUCUUAUUCUUGUUUCAACAGUUGCUGCUUUCUUACUUUUAGGAUUUGAUGUUUUUUUUAAAGUUUUUUAUUUUAUUUUAUUUUUUUUAUGUCUUGCGUUUGCAAAACGCGUUAAAAUAUUAUAAGCAAUUUGAGCAUCAAAUUUCAAAGACAAACAAAAUAAUUAUUGAUGAUGUUUAAUUAAAUAAAGAUCUAACAGUUCCUAAAUCAUAAUCAAAUGCAAGAUCACAAUUUGUAGUCAAUAGAAAAAUUAAAAGAAAAAAAAUAGAACACACGCUCGCUCGCUUAACAGAGAGAGAGAGAGAGAGAGAGAGAGACUCCAACACUGUUGUGAAAUGGCAUGGCCUUCUCUUUCUCUCUUCCUCUGAACUCCAUUGCAGCGCUUUCAUUAACCCUUUUCUCCACUUUCCUUUUCUCAAAAUCCACUCUUUACACAUUCCCAACUCCUGAAAUACACCAUAGAUCGCUCCUCACACAAAGCCAGACCUUUCCUCUUUCUUGCUCCUCACUACCCCAAUCAAAUGGCAUCAUCAACUACCUUUAUAUCCACUUUUGUCUCUUCAAGGCAAAUUUCUUUCUCUCAAUUCUUUGCCUUUCUUUAUUCAUUCUCCUCCACUUUUAUAUUCUCAUCAAAACAGCCCAAUCCCAUUUCUCUAUUGUCACUACGAAGCUCACUACUCACUUAAAUCUCUCUCCAAGCAUGGGUGGAGUAACCCUUUUGGCUCUAGGUAAUGGGGCACCUGAUGUUUUUGCCUCUCUUGCUGCAGUUAGGUCUGGCCAAUAUAGAACUGGGUUUGGGGCUAUAUUAUCUGCUGGUACAUUUGUUUCUGCUUUUGUGGUCGGAUUUGUUGCUAUAUAUGCUGCACCGUUUAAUUUGGAUCCUGCUUCAUUUGUUAGGGAUGUCGGGUUUUAUUUGGUAGGAGCUCUGUUUUUAUUUUAUGUGUAUUUGAGUGGGGAGAUUACUUUUUGGCAAGCUGUUGGAUUUGUUGGGUAUUAUGUUUUCUUUGUUGGGUUUGUGUUUUGGACUGAUUUAGGAAUUGGCGGUGCUCAUACAAGAGAUUCAAGAGGAGAAAUGGAUUGUGAGAGAGAUGGAGGUGUGGUGGUUGGCAGUUUGGAGGAUGAGAAGCAGGGUUCUGGGUUGUUUGAAAGGGCUUGCGGGAAGAUCUCAAAAGUAUGGGAGCUCCCAGUCUCAUUUGUUCUAAAGCUCACAAUUCCACAAACUGCGCCUUCAGAAUGGAACAGGUUGUACCUAUCUGCCAAUAUCAUUCUUUGCCCUUUAGCACUUUUAUAUGCCUGCAACUCAUUCAUGCCAUUAGAUCAUCCCAUAAUUUUCCUCCUCUCAAAUGCCCACUUCCCACUCUGGUUCAUAGUACUCCUGGCAAGCUCGUCUCUCGCAGUCCUUCACUUCAUACUGGAAAAGGAACCCCCAAAGACUGAGCAAGUUCCUGUAGUGCUGGUGGCAUUUGUAAUGAGUGUCUUUUGGAUAUCUACUAUUGCUGGAGAAUUGCUAAACUGCUUGGAAGCACUUGGGGUGCUUCUUGAAGUGCCUCCUUCACUACUUGGACUCACGGUACUUGCUUGGGGAAAUUCCGUGGGUGAUCUUGUGGCUGAUGUUGCAGUCGCCAAAGCAGGCCAGCCGGCAAUGGCCAUGGCUGGGUGCUUUGCUGGACCAAUGUUUAACAUGCUUGUUGGACUGGGAACAGCUUUGGUGAUACAAACAGCUGAUGUUUAUCCAGAAGCUUACGAACUUCAUUUCCACAUUGGUAUUGUAACAGCAUUUGUGUUCUUGUUUUUGAGCCUGAUGGGGUCUCUGCUAGUUAUCACUUGGUCCAGAUUUCGAGUGCCUAGAUUUUGGGGCUUUUGCCUGGUGGGUCUUUAUGUCUUGUUUAUGGUAGUUAGCUUAGUCAUUGCCAAAUUUUCAAGAUGACCAUUCAUUCAAUCCAUGAAAUCAACAAUUUGUUUAGUUGUUGCCAAAAUGCUUAUGCCAAUUAAUAGGAUAUCUUCACAUAAAGGCCUAUAUGUCAGGAUAGAUGCAGUAUAUACUCAUUCAUUGUCAGAAGAUAAUGUAAGGAUUAUGGAGUUUUUAGUCUAUAAUCUGGAAAAUGCAAUUUGUUUCUU